AUGGCGCCGCUCGGGCGAAGCAUCGAAAUGGCGACCCUCAAGUUGCGCGAGGACUCGGUAGCGCAUGGCAGCAGUUAUACCAUGCGGGAACCCAUCUACGACGAUGUCCCACCUGAUAGUGUUACCACCCGCUUUAUAAAUAGCUUCAGACGAGAUCCGAGCCGACGUGUAACACCGCUAGAUCCGAAAAUCGAAGCUGCUGCGAGAGCCGAGGAAGCAAACCAUCUUGGUAUUCGAUAUUAUGAUAUUCGUCAAGCGACCCUCCAGACGGCACACUCCGGCCUCGCACGGAAGCUGAAAGGCAGACAUCUUCAGAUGAUCGCCAUUGGAGGCUCCAUUGGCACGGGUCUCUUUGUUGCGUCUGGGCAAGCGCUCAACCAUGGUGGACCAGCGUCAUUGCUUAUUGCCUUUUCGCUUAUCGGUAUCAUGCUCUACUGUACAACACAAGCUCUCGCUGAGCUUGCCGUAGCCUUCCCCGUUGCGGGUUCAUUUUCGUCCUACUCCACGCGGUUUUUGGACCCGUCCUGGGGUUUCGCCAUGGGCUGGAACUACGCGCUUCAGUGGUUGGUAAUUCUGCCACUUGAAAUUGUCGCCGCCACGAUUACUAUAACAUACUGGAACAAGGACAUAGCCAAGGCCGGGUUUGUUACUCUUUUCCUCUUCGUAGUUAUGGGAUCCAACCUGGCUGGGGUUAGGGUCUAUGGUGAGGUGGAAUUUACCUUCGCCAUGGUCAAGGUUAUCGCUGUUAUCGCCUUCAUUCUACUUGGCAUCGUGAUAAAUUGUGGCGGAUAUCCUGGCGGAGGCUAUAUCGGCGGCCAAUAUUGGCAGAAACCCGGCGCGUUCAACAACGGCUUCAAGGGACUCUGCAGCGUCUUCGUCACUGCUGCAUUUUCCUUUGCCGGCACCGAGUUGGUCGGUCUGGCGGCAGCAGAGACAGCGAACCCCAGAAAGUCGCUACCAACCGCCGUAAAACAAGUUUUCUGGAGAAUCACCCUCUUCUACGUCGUUGCACUCACCUUGGUGGGGCUUCUAGUUCCCUACAAUGAGCCAAGGCUUCUUUCAGAGAACAGCGACACGAGCGGCGUACUCACGGCGAACGCCUCUCCAUUCGUUAUCGCCAUCGAGAAAGCACGCAUCGCCGUGAUUCCGUCAGUGAUGAACGCGGUAAUUCUUGUUGCCGUUCUCUCUGUGGGGAAUUCCGCCGUCUUCGGUUCCUCACGUACCAUGGCGGCACUUGCGGACCAGAACCUCGCGCCGCCUUUCUUGUCCUACAUUGACCGCAAAGGACGACCGCUGAUGGCCAUUCUCAUUGCUGGCAUCAUCGGCCUCCUUUCCUACAUUGCCGAGGUGGAAAACCAGGAGAUCGUGCUCGAUUGGCUCCUGGCUUCCUCUGGCCUCUCGUCCAUCUUCACGUGGGGCUCUAUAUGCCUCUGUCACAUUCGCUUCCGCAAGGCGUGGGCACACAAGGGCCGGAAGCUCGAAGACCUCGCCUACCGCAGUCAGAUUGGUAUAAUAGGCUCGUAUAUUGGCCUCUCAAUGAAUCUCCUCGUGCUCGUUGCCCAGUUUUGGGUCGGCGCCUUCCCGAUCGGCUGGAGGGAUAUGACAUCGCGACAGCUCGCCGAGAGUUUCUUCCUCAAGUACAUGGCAGCGCCGAUUGUUUGCAGCUUUUACGUGUGCCACAAGCUUUACUACCGGACAAGGAUUGUGCGCAUAGAGGACUUGGAUAUCGACACUGGGCGGAGGGAGUUUGCCCUGCCGAUAUUGGUGGCUAGGGAGGCGGAAGAGAAGAGGGCAUGGCCUAGAUGGAAGAAGGUUUACAAGUUCCUCUGUUGA
This is a messenger RNA of Scedosporium apiospermum, 1833 nucleotides long. RefSeq names its product General amino-acid permease GAP1. Bases 1 to 1833 code for a protein of 610 amino acids. Gene Ontology annotation, molecular function: amino acid transmembrane transporter activity. Gene Ontology annotation, cellular component: membrane. Gene Ontology annotation, biological process: amino acid transmembrane transport. The transcript is spliced from 4 exons. Lineage: Eukaryota; Fungi; Ascomycota; Sordariomycetes; Microascales; Microascaceae. The record is from RefSeq and is a predicted model, not a curated record.